Molecule: messenger RNA, 9949 nt
Organism: Propithecus coquereli (Coquerel's sifaka)
Lineage: Eukaryota; Metazoa; Chordata; Mammalia; Primates; Indriidae
Gene: COL6A3
Product: collagen, type VI, alpha 3
Exons: 42
Coding region: 254-9202 (2982 amino acids)
Molecular function (GO): serine-type endopeptidase inhibitor activity; protein binding
Source: RefSeq, a predicted model, not a curated record
AGUCGUCCACCAAAGGCCGCUCAGUUCUCCUGGGCUCCAGCCUCCUGCGAGGACUGCAAGAGGAGGUUUCCUGGCAGCGCCUGGAGUCCCGGCUCCCUCUCCUCGGGCAGAGAAAGGCUGCGGGAAGAGAAGGAGACGCGGUGUGUGGGGAAAUAUGCGUCCUAUUCAAACAUAAUUGAACCUAGAAGCCCAGGGACACACACAUCUUCAGGCUUGCUCAGGGGUUCCUAUCUGGUGCUCAGACAAACUCAAAAUGAGGAGGCACCGACAUUUGCCCUUAGUGGCUGUCGUUUGCCUCUUUCUCUCAGGCUUCUCCAUGACUCACGCCCAGCAACAGCAAGCAGCACAAGACUCUGCUGACAUUAUUUUCCUUAUUGACGGAUCAAACAACACCGGAAGUGUCAAUUUCGCAGUCAUUCGCGACUUCCUUGUAAAUCUCCUUGAGAGACUGUCAGUCGGAGCGCAGCAGAUCCGUGUGGGGGUGGUCCAGUAUAGCGAUGCGCCCAGAACCGUGUUCUCCCUGGACACCUACUCCACCAAGGCGCAGGUUCUAGAUGCAGUGAAGGCCCUCGGGUUUGCUGGCGGGGAGUUGGCCAACAUCGGCCUGGCCCUUGAUUUCGUGGUGGAGAACCACUUCACCCGGGCAGGGGGCAGCCGAGCAGAGGAAGGGGUUCCCCAGGUGCUGGUCCUCAUAAGUGCCGGGCCUUCUAGUGACGAGAUUCGUGACGGGGUGGUAGCGCUGAAGCAGGCUAGCGUGUUCUCAUUCGGCCUCGGAGCCCAGGCCGCCUCCAGGGCAGAGCUUCGGCACAUAGCUACCGAUGACAACUUGGUGUUUACUGUCCCGGAAUUCCGUAGCUUUGGGGACCUCCAGGAGCAAUUACUGCCGUUCAUUGUUGGCGUGGCCCAAAGGCACAUUGUCUUGCAACCGCCAACCAUUGUCACACAAGUUAUUGAAGUGAACAAGAGAGACAUAGUCUUCCUGGUGGAUGGCACAUCUGCUCUUGGACCGGCCAGCUUCAAUGCCAUCCGAGACUUCGUUGCCAAAGUCAUCCAGAGGCUGGAGAUCGGACAGGAUCUUAUCCAAGUGGCAGUGGCGCAGUAUGCAGACACUGUGAGGCCCGAGUUCUAUUUCAACAGCUACCCCAACAAGAGGGAAGUCAUAGCCGCUGUGCGGGCAAUGAAGCCCCUGGAUGGCGCGGCCCUGCACACGGGCGCCGCUCUGAACUUCGUGCGCAACAACCUGUUCACGGACUCUGCUGGCUACCGGGCUGCCGAGGGGGUCCCCAAGCUCUUGGUGCUGCUCACGGGCGGUAAGUCCCUAGAUGAGGUCAGCCAGCCUGCCCAGGAGCUGAAGAAGAGCAACAUCAUGUCCUUUGCCGUGGGGAGCAAGGCUGCCGACCGGGCUGAGCUGGACGAGAUUGCUUUUGAUUCCUCCCUGGUGUUCGCUCCCGCGGAGUUCCGAGCCGCCCCACUGCAAGGCGUUCUGCCCGGCCUGCUGGCGCCUCUCAGGACCCUCUCUGGAACCACUGAAGUUCACGUAAACAAAAGGGAUAUCAUCUUUCUUUUGGAUGGAUCAGUCAACGUUGGAAAAACCAAUUUCCCUUAUGUGCGUGACUUUGUAAUGAACCUAGUUAACAGCCUCGAUGUUGGAAAUGACAACAUUCGUGUUGGUUUAGUGCAAUUUAGUGACACUCCGGUGACGGAGUUCUCUCUAAACACAUACCAGACCAAAUCAGAUUUGCUUGCUCACCUGAGGCAGUUGCAGCUCCAGGGGGGUUCGGGCCUGAACACUGGCUCGGCCCUGAGCUAUGUCCAUGCCAACCACUUCUCCGAAGCUGGCGGCAGCAGGAUCCGUGAACACGUGCCGCAGCUGCUGCUGCUGCUCACAGCCGGGCAGUCCGAGGACUCCUAUUUGCAAGCUGCCAACGCCCUGGCGCGCGCAGGCGUGCUGACCUUUUGCGUGGGAGCUAGCCAGGCGAAUAGGGCAGAGCUGGAGCAGAUUGCUUUUAACCCGAGCCUGGUGUAUCUCAUGGACGAUUUCAGCUCCCUGCCGGCUCUGCCUCAGCAGCUGAUUCAGCCCCUAACCACAUAUGUUAGUGGAGGUGUGGAGGAAGUUCCACUCGCCCAGCCAGAGAGCAAGCGGGAUAUUCUGUUCCUUUUUGAUGGCUCGGCCAACCUCCUGCGCCAGUUCCCUGUGGUCCGAGACUUUCUCUACAAGAUUAUCGAUGAGCUUGACGUGAAGCCCGACGGGACCCGCAUUGCGGUGGCUCAGUACAGCGACGACGUCCGGGUGGAGUCGCGCUUCGAUGAGCACCAGAGUAAGCCUGAGAUCCUGAAUCUCGUGAAGAGGAUGAAGAUCAAGACGGGCAAAGCCCUCAACCUGGGCUACGCCCUGGACUAUGCACAGAGGUACAUCUUUGUGAAGUCCGCCGGCAGCCGGAUCGAGGAGGGAGUGCUUCAGCUGCUGGUGCUUCUGGUGGCAGGAAAGUCGUCGGACCGCGUGGAGGAGCCAGCCAGUAACCUGAAGCAGAGCGGCGUGGUGCCUUUCAUCUUCCAAGCCAGGAACGCGGACCCCGCGGAGCUGGAGCAGAUAGCGCUUUCCCCGGCCUUCAUCCUGGCUGCGGAGUCGCUUCCCAAGAUUGGAGACCUUCAGCCGCAGUUCGUGAAUCUCCUGAAAUCGGUGCACAACGGGGCGCCAGCGCCAGUUUCAGGUGAAAAGGACGUGGUGUUUCUGAUUGACGGCUCCGACGGUGUCAGCAGUGGCUUCCCCCUGCUGAAGGAGUUUGUCCAGAGAGUGGUGGAGAGCCUGGACGUGGGCCCGGACCGGGUGCGCGUGGCCUUGGUGCAGUACAGCGACCGCACCAGGCCCGAGUUCUACCUGAACUCGUACAUGGACCAGCAGGGCGUCGUCAACGCCAUCCGCAGGCUGACCCUGCUGGGAGGGCCGACCCCCAACACCGGGGCCGCGCUGGACUUUGUCCUGAGGAACAUCCUGGUCGGCUCUGCGGGGAGCAGGAUAGCGGAGGGCGUGCCCCAGCUGCUCAUCGUCCUCACGGCUGACCGGUCUGCGGACGACGUGAGGGGCCCCGCGGUGGUCGUGAAGAGGGGCGGGGCCGUGCCCAUCGGCAUUGGCAUCGGGAACGCUGACAUCGCGGAGAUGCAGACCAUCUCCUUCAUCCCAGACUUCGCUGUGGCCAUCCCUACCUUCCGCCAGCUCGGGACCGUCCAGCAGGUCAUCUCCGAGAGGGUGGCCCGGCUCACCCGCGAAGAGCUGAGCAGGCUGCAGCCGGUUUUGCUGCCUCCGACGAGCCCAGGUGUCGGCAGCAAGAAGGACGUGGUCUUUCUCAUCGACGGGUCCCAGAGUGCUGCGCCCGAGUUCCAGUACAUCCGCACCCUGGUCGAGCGGCUGGUGGACUACCUGGAUGUGGGCUUUGACACCACCCGCGUGGCCGUCAUCCAGUUCAGCGAGGACCCCAAGGUGGAGUUCCUGCUGAACGCCCACUCCAGCAAGGAUGAGGUGCAGAACGCGGUGAGGCGGCUGAGACCCAAGGGCGGGAGGCAGGUCAACGUGGGCAGCGCCCUGGAGUACGUGUCCAGGAACAUCUUCAAGAGGCCGCUGGGGAGCCGCAUCGAGGAGGGCGUCCCGCAGUUUCUGGUCCUUGUCUCCUCUGGGAAGUCCGACGAUGAGGUGGACAACUCCGCCGUGGAGCUCAAGCAGUUUGGUGUGGCGCCUUUCACGGUAGCCAGGAACGUGGACCAGGAGGAGCUGGUCAAGAUCGCUCUGAGCCCCGAGUACGUGUUCUCGGUGAGCACCUUCCGCGAGCUGCCCAGCCUGGAGCAGAAGCUGCUCACUCCCAUCACGACUCUCACCUCUGAGCAGAUCCAGCGGAUCCUGGCCAGCACCCGCUAUCCUCCCCCAGCUGUUGAGAGCGAUGCUGCCGACAUCGUCUUUCUAGUUGACAGCUCUGAUGGCGUUAGGUCUGAUGGCAUCGCACACAUUCGAGAUUUUGUGAGCAGGAUUGUUCAGAGACUCAACAUCGGGCCCAAUAAAGUGAGAAUCGGGGUGGUGCAGUUCAGCAAUGAUGUCUUCCCAGAAUUCUAUCUGAAGACUUACAAAUCCCAGGCCCCCGUGCUGGACGCCAUCCGGCGCCUGAGGUUCAAAGGGGGGUCCCCGCUGAACACUGGCAAAGCUCUGGAGUUCGUGGCAAGAAAUCUGUUUGUGAAGUCUGCUGGGAGCCGGAUAGAAGACGGGGUGCCCCAGCACCUGGUGCUGGUCCUGGGUGGGAAAUCCCAAGAUGAUGUUUCCAGGUUUGCACAGGUGAUACGUUCCUCAGGGAUUGUGAGUUUAGGGGUAGGAGACCGGAACAUCGACAGAACCGAGCUGCAGACCAUCACCAAUGACCCCAGACUGGUCUUCACAGUGCGAGAGUUCAGGGAGCUUCCCAGCUUAGACCAGAGGAUCAUGAGUUCAUUUGAACCCUCCGGAGUCACUCCUGCACCUCCAGGGGUGGACCUACGGCCUCCUUCACGGCCAGAGAAGAAGAAAGCAGACAUCGUGUUCCUGUUGGAUGGUUCCAUCAAUUUCAGGAGGGACAGUUUCCAAGAAGUGCUCCGUUUCGCCUCUGAAAUUGUGGACACGGUUUAUGAAGAGGGCGACUCCAUCCAGGUGGGGGUGGUCCAGUACAACUCCGACCCCACAGAUGAAUUCUUCCUGAAGGACUUUUCCACCAAGAGGCAGAUUAUCGACGCCAUCAACAAAGUGGUCUACAAGGGGGGAAGACACGCCAACACCAGGGUGGGCCUUGAGCACCUGCGGCUCAACCACUUCGUGCCCGAGGCGGGCAGCCGCCUGGACCAGCGAGUGCCCCAGAUAGCUUUUGUGGUCACGGGAGGCAAGUCAGCGGAGGACGCUCAGGACGUGAGCCUGGCACUCACCCAGAGAGGGGUCAAGGUGUUUGCGGUGGGCGUGAGGAACAUCGACUCGGAGGAGGUUGGAAAGAUAGCGUCCAACAGCGCCACGGCAUUCCGGGUGGGGAACGUUCAGGAGCUGUCGGAACUGAGCGAGCAAGUUUUGGAAACUUUGCAUGACGCAAUGCAUGAGACCUUAUGCCCAGGCGUGUCUGAUGUUUCCAAAGCUUGUAAUCUGGAUGUGAUCCUGGGGUUUGACGGUUCGAGAGACCAGAACAUAUUUGUGGCCCAGAAGGGCCUCGAGUCCAAGCUGGAAGCCAUCUUGAACAGAAUCAGCCAGAUGCAAAGGAUCAGCUGCAGCGGCAACCAGAUGCCCACCGUGCGCGUGUCGGUGGCGGCCAACACCCCCUCGGGGCCCGUGGAGGCCUUUGACUUCGCCGAGUACCAGCCAGAGAUGUUGGAGAAGCUCCAGAACAUGCGCAGCCAGCACCCCUACGUCCUCACGGCAGACACGCUGAAGAUGUAUCAGAACAAGUUCAGACAGUCCUCGCCCGACAGCGUGAAGGUGGUCAUUCAUUUUACUGAUGGAGUGGAUGGAGAUCUGGCUGAUUUACACAGAGCUUCUGAGGACCUCCGACAAGAAGGUGUCCGAGCUCUGAUCCUGGUGGGCCUCGAACGAGUGGCCGACCUGGAGCGGGUGACCCAGCUGGAGUUUGGGCGAGGGUUCAUGUACGACAGGCCUCUGAGGCUCAACCUGCUGGACCUGGAUUACGAGCUGGCAGAGGAGCUCGACAACAUUGCCGAGAAAGCUUGCUGUGGGGUCCCCUGCAAGUGCUCCGGGCAGAGGGGAGAUCGUGGGCCCCUCGGCAGCAUCGGGCCGAAGGGUAUUCCCGGAGAAGACGGCUACCGCGGCUACCCUGGUGAUGAGGGUGGACCUGGUGAGCGAGGUCCGCCUGGCGUGAACGGCACUCAAGGCUUCCAGGGCUGCCCGGGCCAGAGAGGAGUAAAGGGCUCUCGAGGAUUCCCAGGAGAGAAGGGUGAAAUAGGAGAGAUUGGGCUGGAUGGUCUUGACGGCGAGGAGGGAGACAAAGGAUUGCCCGGCUCUUCUGGAGAGAAAGGGAACCCUGGAAGAAGGGGUGAUAAAGGCCCCAAAGGGGACAAAGGAGAAAGAGGAGACGUUGGCAUUCGCGGUGACCCGGGUGAGUCAGGACAGGACAGCCAGCAGAGAGGACCCAAAGGAGAAACCGGUGACAUCGGCCCCAUGGGUCUCCCAGGGAGAGACGGAGUAUCUGGAAGUCCUGGAGAAAAUGGGAAGAAUGGCGGCUUUGGCCGAAGGGGCCCUGCGGGAGCGAAGGGCAACAAGGGCAAUCCAGGCCAGCCCGGCUUCGAGGGGGAGCAGGGGACCCGAGGCGCCCAGGGCCCAGCUGGUCCCACUGGUCCUCCAGGCUUGAUAGGAGAACAAGGCAUUCCUGGAGCUCGGGGACCUGUAGGUAACGCCGGUGCCCCUGGAGAACGUGGCAGAAGUGGUCCCCUGGGAAGAAAGGGCGAGCCCGGAGGCCCAGGACCAAAGGGAGGCAUCGGGAACCGCGGCCCCCGAGGGGAGACGGGAGAUGACGGACGGGACGGAGUUGGCGGUGAAGGACGCAGAGGCAAAAAAGGAGAAAGAGGAUUCCCUGGCUACCCAGGACCAAAGGGCGGCCCUGGCGAGCCGGGGGCAGAUGGGACGUCAGGACCCAAAGGCAUCAGAGGCCGGAGGGGAAAUUCCGGACCUCCAGGAAUAGUCGGGCAGAAGGGAGACCCCGGCUACCCAGGACCGGCUGGUCACAAGGGCAACAGAGGCGACUCCAUCGAUCAAUGUGGCCUUGUGCAAAGCAUCAAAGAUAAAUGUCCUUGCUGCUAUGGGCCCCUGGAAUGCCCCGUCUUCCCGACAGAGCUGGCCUUUGCUUUAGACACCUCCGAAGGUGUCACCCAAGACACGUUUAACCGGAUGAGAGACGUGCUCCUGAGUAUCGUGGGCGACUUGACCAUCGCCGAGAGCAACUGCCCACGGGGGGCCCGAGUGGCCGUGGUCACCUACAACAAUGAGGUGACCACGGAGAUUCGGUUUGCUGACUCCAAGAGGAAGUCUAUCCUCCUGGACAAGAUUAAGAACCUUCAGGUGGCUCUGACCUCCAAACAACAGAGUCUGGAAACCGCCAUGUCAUUCGUGGCCAGAAACACGUUUAAGAGAGUGAGGAACGGAUUCCUGAUGAGGAAAGUGGCCAUAUUCUUCAGCAACAGGCCCACGCGCGAGUCCCCACAGCUCAGAGAGGCCGUGCUGAAGCUCUACGACGCGGGGAUCACGCCCUUGUUCCUUACGAGCCAGGAGGACCGGCAGCUCGUCAACGCUCUGCAGAUCAAUAACACGGCGGUGGGGCACGCACUUGUGCUGCCCGCGAACAGAGACCUCGCAGACUUCUUGAAGAACGUCCUCACGUGCCACGUUUGCUUGGACAUCUGCAACAUUGACCCGUCCUGUGGAUUCGGCAGCUGGAGGCCUGUCUUUAGGGACAGGAGAGCGGCAGGGAGCGACGUGGACAUCGACAUGGCUUUCAUCUUGGACAGCUCUGAGACCACCUCUCUGUUCCAAUUCAACGAGAUGAAGAAGUACAUAGGGUACCUGGUCAGACAGCUGGACAUGAGCCCAGACCCCAAGGCCUCCCAGCACUUCGCCAGAGUGGCUGUCGUGCAGCACGCGCCCUACGGGUCCGUGGGCAAUGCCAGCGUGCCGCCCGUGAAGGUGGAGUUCUCCCUGACUGACUAUGGCUCCAAGGAGAAGCUGGUGGACUUCCUCGACAGGGGGAUGACACAGUUGCAGGGAACCAGGGCCUUGGGCAGCGCCAUCGACUAUACCAUAGAGAACGUCUUUGAAAGCGCGCCGAACCCUCGGGACCUGAAGAUCGUGGUGCUGAUGCUGACGGGCCGGGUGCAGGAGCAGCAGCUGGAGGAGGCCCAGAGAGCCGUCCUGCAGGCCAAGUGCAAGGGCUACUUCUUCGUGGUUCUGGGAAUUGGCAGGCAGGUGAACGUCAAGGAGGUUUACGGCUUCUCCAGCGAGCCGAACGACGUCUUCUUCAAGCUGGUGGAUAAGUCGACCGAGCUCAACGAGGAGCCUCUGAUGCGCUUUGGGAGGCUGUUGCCGUCGUUUGUCAGCAGUAAGUCCUGCGUCGCACGGCGGGCACCCUGGCCCCGGCUCUAUGUGAGCCCACACCCAAACAUUCCAAAUAAUGUCACUGCAAGUCCUACAUCCAAGCCAGCGACCACGAUGAAGCCAGUGACCACAACAAAGCCGGUGACCACCACGACAAAGCCAGUAACUAUCGUAAAUCUGCCAUCUGUGAAGCCAGCCCCUCCGAAGGAGCCAGCCCCUGCAAAGCCAGCCCCUCCAAAGGAGCCAGUGCCUGCAAAGCCAGCCCCUCCGAAGGAGCCGGCCCCUGCAAAGCCAGCCCCUCCGAAGGAGCCAGCCCCUGCAAAACCUGUGGCUGCCAAGCCUGUGGCCACAAAGACGGCCACGGUCAGACCUGCGGUAGCGGCGAAGCCAGUGGCAGCAAAGCCUGCAGCAGCAGCGAAGCCAGCAGCUGUGAGACCCCCUGCUGCUCCUGCAAAACCAGUGGCCACCAAGCCCGAGGCUUCUAGGCCACAGGCAGCCAAACCAGCCACCACCAAGCCAGCCACUGCGAAGCCCGUGGCGAAGGCGUCCCGGGAAGUGCAGGUGUCCGAGAUCACGGAGAACAGCGCCAGGAUCCACUGGGAGAGGCCCGAGACCCCGAGUUCUUACUUCUAUGACCUCACAGUCACCUCAGCCCACGAUCAGUCCCUGGUUCUGAGGCAGAACCUCACGGUCACCGACCGCGUCGUCGGGGGCCUGCUCGCCGGGCAGAUGUACCACGUGGCGGUGGUCUGCUACCUGAAGUCGCAGGUCAGAGCCACCUACCACGGCAGUUUCAGUACAAAAAAAUCUCAGCCGCCACCUCCACAGCCAGCAAGGUCAGCUUCUAGUUCAACCAUCAAUUUAAUGGUGAGCACAGAACCAUUGGCUCUUACCGAAACAGAUAUAUGUAAGUUGCCGAAAGAAGGAGGGACUUGCAGGGAUUUUAUACUAAAAUGGUACUAUGACCCAAAGACCAAAAGCUGUGCAAGGUUCUGGUACGGAGGCUGCGGCGGAAACGAAAACAACUUCGAAUCACAGAAAGAAUGUGAAAAGGUUUGCGCUCCUGUGCCCGCCAAGCCUGAAGUCCUGAGCGCGAUUGGAACCUAAGCGUGGCUCGCCAGCGACAUAUACCUCUUGAGGAAGAAGGAGUCAGCCGUUGCCAACUCGUCUCUGUAGAAGCUCCGGGUGUAGGUCCCCUGGCACUGUACCAUUCCACGCUUUGAUUUACACUCGAGCCGGGGAGGAAGCCUUCUGCUGCAUGCCCUCUCGAUAUGGUGCUAACUGUGUCUGUGGACCCGGCACUCUCGUCUCCCGGCAGUUCUAUCGUAUGCCUUGAACAUUGUGUAAUAGUUACCCACUGCUGGUGGUGAUGUGAACAUUCCUAUACACUCAGCUUCCCUCUGGAGUUCCGUGUUGUGCCUGUUUUAGGCAAAUGUAAAGUCUAGAAAAUAAUCCAGAUGUCACGGCUGCUCUAUAUCCUUUCGCUUGGUUCAUUUUUUCUCCUCUUUCUAGUUAAGCGAGACUUUAGAUGGAAAGCCUGUGUAUAGCGGAGAAACAAGCGUUCAAUUUGUCAUUCCCCCCUAACUUCCUGGAUUAGCGUUCGAGCUAAUUUUCUUUUUCUGAGGCCUCUAACAAAUGAUGUAGUUAGAAAGAAGCAAAAUCCCUUGCUCUGUGUGCACCUUUGGGACCAAUGCCUUAAUUAAAGAAUUAAAAGAAAGUCAUAAUAGAGAAUAUUUUUGGCAUUCCUCUAAUGUUGUGGUUUUUUUCUUUUGUGCGGGGUGGGGGAUUAAUUUUAAUUUUAAAAUUUUUAGGAAAUUUAUACAAAGAAACUUUUUAAUAAAGUCUAUUGAAAGU